Messenger RNA from Manis pentadactyla (Chinese pangolin), 6475 nucleotides. RefSeq names its product ATP binding cassette subfamily C member 4 (gene ABCC4). Gene Ontology annotation, molecular function: ATP hydrolysis activity; ATP binding; ABC-type transporter activity. The record is from RefSeq and is a predicted model, not a curated record. Bases 500 to 4126 code for a protein of 1208 amino acids. The transcript is spliced from 28 exons. Gene Ontology annotation, cellular component: plasma membrane. NCBI's taxonomy places the organism in Eukaryota, Metazoa, Chordata, Mammalia, Pholidota, Manidae. Gene Ontology annotation, biological process: transmembrane transport.
AUGUGGCAGCCCGCCCGGAGGGCGGGCCCAUGAAGCCGUCUGGCAGCUUUUUCCGAAAGCCGCAGCCGAGGGGGUGUUUCUGAGCGCAGGGCCGGGCAGAGCCGGCACCUCCCCUUUCCACCUCCCGGUCGGUGCCGGGGCUCCGAGCACGAGCUUGCGCCGAGUUCAGACUAGGUGGGCGCCUACGCGCCGCGCCCGCUGUGCUGAGUGUGCAGCCUACACGCCCGCAUCCAACGACGCCCCUGGCCUCGCCUCGCACUUGCGCGGGCGCCCCCGCCGCCUCGCACGCGCCGCGCGGGUCUCGCCUCUUGUCCUCGGCCGGGGCUGCAGGCGCCAGCGGCAGUGGCGCGGCCCGGGAGGCGGGCGCAGGGCGGGCCGCCGGCGCUCCCCUCCCGGAAGCGGGCGGUUCCUGGGCUCCAGUCUAGCGGACCGGCGCGGCCGCCGGAGCUCCAGCAUCCCCGCCCGCGCCCCGGGGAGCAGCGCCGCCCCGGCCGGCAGGAUGCUGCCGGUGUACGCCGAGGUGAAGCCCAACCCGCUGCAGCACGCGAACCUCUGCUCCAGAGUGUUCUUCUGGUGGCUAAACCCCUUGUUCAAAAUCGGUCGUACACGGAGGUUAGAGGAAGAUGAUAUGUAUUCAGUGCUCCCGGAAGAUCGCUCGAAGCACCUUGGAGGAGAGUUGCAAGGGUGCUGGGAUAAAGAAGUUUCACGAGCCGAAAAAGAUGCUCAGAAACCUUCGCUAACAAAAGCGAUCAUACAGUGUUACUGGAAGUCCUAUUUGGCUUUGGGAAUUUUCACAUUAAUUGAGGAAGUCAUCAAAGUAAUCCAGCCCAUAUUUUUGGGGAAAAUUAUUAAUUAUUUUGAAAACUAUGAUCCCAGCGAUUCUGUGGCUUUGCACGAAGCCUACGCCUAUGCUGCGGUGCUGACUGCCUGCACGCUCGUUUUGGCCAUACUGCACCACUUAUACUUUUAUCAUGUUCAGUGUGCUGGCAUGCGCCUAAGAGUAGCCAUGUGCCAUAUGAUUUAUCGGAAGGCACUUCGCCUUAGUAACGUGGCCAUGGGGAAGACCACCACAGGUCAGGUAGUCAAUCUGCUGUCCAACGAUGUGAACAAGUUCGAUCAGGUAACAAUAUUCUUGCACUUCCUAUGGGCAGGGCCACUGCAAGCUAUCGCAGUGACUGCCCUGCUCUGGAUGGAAAUAGGAAUAUCAUGUCUUGCUGGGAUGGCAGUCAUAAUUAUUCUUCUGCCUUUGCAAAGCUGCUUCGGGAAGUUGUUUUCAUCACUCCGGAGUAAGACGGCAGCUUUCACGGACGCCAGGAUCAGGACCAUGAAUGAAGUUAUAACUGGCAUCAGAAUAAUAAAAAUGUAUGCGUGGGAAAAGUCAUUUGCAGAACUUGUUACAAACUUGAGAAGAAAGGAAAUUUCCAAAAUUCUGAGAAGUUCCUACCUUAGAGGAAUGAAUUUGGCAUCAUUUUUCGUUGCAAGCAAAAUGAUUGUUUUUGUGACCUUCACCACCUAUGUGCUCCUCGGCAAUGUGGUCACAGCCAGCCACGUGUUUGUGGCCAUGACACUGUAUGGGGCUGUUCGGUUAACAGUCACCCUCUUCUUCCCUGCGGCCAUCGAGAGAGUGUCAGAGGCAGUCGUCAGCAUCCAGAGAAUCAAGAAAUUCCUAUUACUUGAUGAGAUACCGCAGAGCAGCCCUCACCUGCCAUCAGAUGGUAAACCGAUGGUGCAUGUGCAAGAUCUUACUGCCUUUUGGGAUAAGGCAUCGGAAACGCCAACUCUACAAAGCCUCUCCUUCACUGUCCGACCUGGUGAAUUGUUAGCCGUAAUCGGACCUGUGGGAGCAGGAAAGUCAUCGCUGUUAAGUGCCCUGCUGGGGGAACUGCCGCCGAGCCAGGGGCUGGUCAGUGUGCAAGGAAGAAUCGCCUAUGUUUCUCAGCAGCCCUGGGUGUUCUCGGGAACUGUGAGAAGUAAUAUUUUAUUUGGGAAGAAAUACGAAAAGGAACGAUAUGAAAACGUAAUAAAGGCUUGCGCUUUGAGAAAGGAUUUGCAGCUUUUGGAGGCUGGAGAUCUCACUGUGAUAGGAGAUCGGGGGGCCACGCUGAGUGGGGGGCAGAAGGCUCGGAUCAGCCUCGCAAGAGCCGUAUAUCAAGACGCAGACAUCUACCUCCUGGACGACCCACUCAGUGCAGUAGAUGCAGAAGUUAGCAGGCACUUGUUCGAACUGUGUAUUUGUCAAACUUUGCAUGAGAAGAUCACAAUCUUAGUGACUCAUCAGUUGCAGUACCUAAAAGCUGCAAAUCAGAUUCUGAUAUUGAAAGAUGGCAAAAUGGUGCAAAAGGGGACUUACACUGAAUUUCAAAAAUCUGGGGUAGACUUUGGUUCCCUUUUGAAGAAGGAAAAUGAGGAAGCCGAACAGUCUCCAGUCCCAGGAAGUCCCCUUCUGAGGAAUCGGACCUUUUCUGAGACUUCGGUUUGGUCUCAGCAGUCUUCGUUGAAAGAUGGCGCUCCAGAGGGCCAAGAUACUGAGAAUAUGCAGGUUACAGUACCAGAGGAGAGCCGUUCUGAAGGAGAAGUAGGUCUUAGAGUCUACAAGAAUUACUUCAUAGCCGGUACUUCCUGGUUUAUCAUCAUUUUCCUCAUUCUACUAAACAUUGCAGCUCAGGUUGCCUAUGUUCUUCAGGACUGGUGGCUUUCAUACUGGGCAAAUGAACAAAGUAAGCUGGAUAUCACUCUAAGUGGUGAAGGAAAUGAAACUGAGAAGCUCGACCUUCACUGGUACCUAGGAAUUUAUUCAGGUUUGACUGUAGCUACCAUCCUUUUUGGCAUAGCAAGAUCUCUGUUGGUAUUCUACGUCCUUGUUAAUUCUUCACAAGCUUUGCACAACAAAAUGUUUGAGUCCGUUUUGAAAGCUCCAGUAUUGUUCUUUGAUAGAAACCCAGUAGGAAGAAUUUUAAAUCGUUUCUCCAAAGACAUUGGGCAUAUGGAUGACUUGCUGCCCCUGACAUUUCUAGAUUUCAUCCAGACGUUCCUACAAGUGAUUGGUGUGGUGGGUGUGGCCAUGGCAGUGAUUCCCUGGAUUGUAAUACCUCUGAUUCUCCUCGGCAUCCUUUUCUUUGUUCUUCGGCAGUACUUCUUAAAAACGUCAAGAGAUGUCAAACGCCUGGAAUCGACAACACGGAGCCCGGUAUUUUCCCACCUGUCGUCUUCUCUUCAGGGACUCUGGACCAUCCGGGCAUGCAAAGCAGAGGACAGGUUCCAGGAACUGUUCGACUCACAUCAGGAUUUGCAUUCAGAGGCUUGGUUCUUGUUUUUGACUACAUCCCGGUGGUUCGCCGUGCGUCUGGAUGCCAUCUGCGCCAUCUUUGUCAUCGUUGUUGCCUUUGGGUCCCUGAUUCUGGCAAAAACUAUGGAUGCUGGGCAGGUUGGCCUGGCCCUGUCCUACGCCCUCACACUCAUGGGGAUGUUCCAGUGGUGCGUCAGGCAAAGCACCGAAGUUGAGAAUAUGAUGAUUUCAGUAGAAAGGGUGAGUGAAUAUACAGAGCUGGAGAAAGAAGCUGCUUGGGAGUACGAGAAACGCCCGCCGCCCGCCUGGCCCCACGAAGGAGUGAUCGUCUUUGAUAACGUUAACUUUGCAUAUAGUUUAGACGGGCCUCUGGUACUGAAGCAUCUGACUGCACUUAUUAAAUCAAGAGAAAAGGUUGGCAUUGUGGGAAGAACAGGAGCUGGAAAAAGUUCCCUCAUCUCGGCCCUUUUCAGAUUGUCAGAACCCAAAGGUAAAAUCUGGAUUGAUAAGAUCUUGACAACUGAAAUUGGACUUCACGAUUUAAGGAAGAAAAUGUCAAUCAUACCUCAGGAACCUGUUUUAUUCACUGGAACAAUGAGGAAAAAUCUGGAUCCCUUUAAUGAGCAUACAGAUGAGGAACUGUGGAAUGCCUUAGAAGAGAGCAUGAGAUCUCUCUUCACAGAUUCUCAGGAAGUAAAAUUACUUGAGAAACACAUUGGGCUGUGGAUAGUAAAGAAAUUGGGAGACGAAUCCUAUAAAACUGUCUUAGAACUUGACCAUAACUUACUUCUUCUGCCAACAUUAAAAUUUAGAAGCCUCUCUGAAUUACAAAAAUGGUGACCUGGUAGAAGUGGUCAAGAUAAUACUGAGACCAGCUUUUAUUUUCAACAGUGUUUGGAACUUUCUGUAAAUACAAAUAAACAUGAGUUUAUUUCCUAAAGUGAGUGGUGUCCAUGUAUGGCUUCUGGAAUGGACCUCAUUACUUUAGUGGUGUCUCUUGGAGAAAUUCUUCAUGUUCCUCAAGGAAUGGUUUCUUCAGUGUAGUGUAUGUUGUGUAAUGAAAGAUUUGGUAGCUUUUCUAAAAAUUGGGAUAUAUUAUUAUAUUUGCAGUAUGAUUCCAACUGUUUUAAUCAGAACACACUUUAAACCCGUACAAGGCACCAAAUAUUAACUUUGCUUAUUUAGGGGUAAUUAUGAGUGAUUUAUUUUUAUUUUUUCUGGCUUUUUUGAAUUCUCCAGAUUUUCUCUAGUGUGCUUAUAUUGCUUUUAUCAUCUGGAUUGUAUUCCUAGCAGAUGAAGCACUUCAGACUUCACACAGUAGUAAUAAGGGUUUCCUGACCACACAUUUUGGGAAGCUGAGGGUCAUUCUAAGGUCAGGAACUCUUUGCCUGCAGUCCUUGGAAUCUCCGGGCCCUCAGAGUAUGGAAUAAGAGCCUUAUAUCUCUGGAAUUGUACUAUAAUGUAAUAAUUGUAUGUGCAUUUAUCUGAAGAGACAUCACACAAAGAAUUGCGCCCACCACUCUAAUGCCAUUCGUGUUCUGGAAUUUUCUAUCAUAUUCGGUCUGUCUACCAUCUCCUAUUAUACUAAACCUGAGCAUCAUAACCUGUCUUGCUCUUCAGUAGGUGGUAGGAGACCUGGUGUCUUUGGGAGCUCCUAUAAGGUAUUUUAAAAAACCUUCGUCAGCUGGUUUGUAAAUGAUGCCAAACUGGAAACGGGACCCUAAUCUCAUAGGGUUGGCUUGGGAGUCAGUAAGAGGGCACUGCUGUUUUGCCCUCUUGAAGAACUUAAAUUUAAAGGAAAAGCUGCUACUGCUUUUUUUUUUUUUUUUUUUUUUUAGAAAGUCCUUUUAGGUUUUGCCUCCUCCUCCUCCCUCGGGUGAUUUAGGCAUUGAGGAGGGAUACACUCCUAUGCAUGUUGUCCCUCUCAUCUUGCUUAUUUUUUCAUACACUAAAAAAUAGUCAGCUGUAAACUGAAGAAAGUUGCUUAGAAAUUAGUGCCAAUUGGGGCACCUACAAAACAACAGAAACUUAGAACACAAGUAAUGCCUACAGAUGAGGCCAUUUAUCAUCAAAAGGUCAAAAAAGCACAGGAAAUACAACUGAAAAUGAAUCAGCAGUAUGUUGUUCCUGCUAAAAAAACAAAAACAAAACAGCUGUAAUACUGGGAUGCACAAUUAAGAGCACUUUAUAUCAUGUCAGAACUGUGAAGAAAUCCAGUUAUUAUGUUAACAUCGAUAGUAUCUCUUGGAAAACAACUAUGUCUCAUUAUUCAGGAAACUAAGACAGAAAUCUGAGCAUCAGCAGCAUAUAUGUCAGGAAACACAUAAUUCAGUCUUUGCAUUUCCAUAUCCCCUAGGCCAUGUAUUUUGGUAAAUGGGCUCUCCCUAUACUCCAUUUACUACUGGCUUUAUUCUAUUGAUGGCAUUUCCAUGUCUGUUCAGUUACUAGCCCACACCAUCCUUUCUUUUUGAAAAGUAAGAAAGUUCCACAAAAUGUGAAGACCAUCUGACAUCCAUGUUCACCUCCUGUGAGGGGUGCUGGCACCUGGUAGAUGCUGCACACAUAGUGGGGCUACUUUGAAAUGUUUAUGGGGUGUCUUAUAAGUUCAGUUUGUUAUUUUCAAUUUUCACUGUAGUUUAUUACUUUCUCAAGUUUAAAAAUGAUCCGAGGCACUCUAUACUGAGAUGUAUAGCUUUGAAAAAUAUUCCUUGAUCUGUUUUCCUUCAAUUAUAACUUUUUUAAAUGCUUUCCACAUUUUAAGGUGUGAUGUUAUGAUAUCUUGGAGCCAGAUAAUCAUUAGGAAGAAUGUAUUUCUUUUAAAAUGACAUUUAAUAAGAAAAUGGUAUUUAAUAUAAAUUAUCUUUAUGGAUUUAUUUUCUAAUUUUUAUAGGAACCAGUAUGUCACAAAAAUGAGAUGCCCCUAUGGCUUCAUUCAUGCAUCCAACACAUAUCUAUUGAGUGCUUUUAGAUAGGCCUUGUUUAGAAUUCUGGGACUAUCAAAGGUGUCAAAGGAGAACAAGUCCCUACCCUCUUGGAGCUUAAAUUCUCAUGGAGAAGGUGGAAAACAAGCCAAUACAUAAUAAAGUCUCAGUACUGACACUGAUGCAAAGGAGAAAAAUAGAGCAGAACAUGAAGAGGUGCAAACUGACAGCAUUAUUAAUCAUAGGCAAUAUCUAUUGAUCUUUCUUU